Molecule: messenger RNA, 1213 nt
Organism: Eublepharis macularius
Lineage: Eukaryota; Metazoa; Chordata; Lepidosauria; Squamata; Eublepharidae
Exons: 6
Coding region: 151-1203 (350 amino acids)
Biological process (GO): intracellular signal transduction; negative regulation of T cell activation
Cellular component (GO): plasma membrane; membrane raft
Source: RefSeq, a predicted model, not a curated record
UUUUCCUCUGAAGACAAGAGAAAUGCCAAGCCGAAUGACCAAUGGAGUCUGUCCAGUAAGAGAUCACACAGAUGUAAUUCUCUCCAGUUUUCCCAGCUGCUGAAACACUGAACAUCCAAUGCAAAGCAUAUUUGCUGGAAAGACUCUUUUAUGAACGCUAAGGUGGAGAUGGAGGAUCUCGUGUUCUUUUCUUUUGUUGCUGUGUCCAUGCUUGGCAUUUUGGCUUUUCUCUUGGUCCUCUGUACCCUCUGUAGAAGGAAAAGCAGCAAGCGGUCCCUUCCACAAGACAACGGGAGGCUGGUCGAUGCACUUACUGUAAGACAGACAGAGCUCAGUGAAUCAGCCACCAAAUCACAGAAACUGAACCGGUCCAACUCUCGGGGUAAAAAUCAAAGAUCCGCCACGGUUAAUCUCCCGUUUCCACUGAGAGAAGAAGACGGAACCGCAUCUGUCUCCAGUUUCACCAUCCUUACUCAAAGACAGCUGCCCCGGAUUCCUGCGGAUCUUCCAGACGCAGAGGAGACUUACUCCAACCUGACCUUCCCCAACCCAACCAAGGAGAUGCUGUAUGAAUCGGUGACUGUGAAGGGUGGCGAAAGGGAUCGAUCCGACCUUAUUGAAGUGGAGGAGGGUCUCCCUCAGGGCCAACAGGUCCAGGCAAGUGGGGCUGAGUAUGCCUCUGUGCUGAAAGUGAAGAAAAAGGAGGAGCCACCCGAGAUGGAGGUUGGGGACUCUCAAGUGAUGGCCGUGCAACAACCAUGCCCUGCAAAGACAACUUUGAAUCCUCACACAGUAAAGGUGGAAGAAAUGUACUCAGUUUUAUGCAAGACCCGGAAGAAGAAGAAGACAAACUCUGAAGGGGAUGGGGAAGAGAGUCCGCACCACACCGUGAUGAGCCACCAAGAUGGCCAGUUGACAGCUGCCCAUCAGGAACCAAGCUGCAAGGCGAGGCCGCCGUCGUCCUCCCCCCGCUCUCUCAUUACUGAGCCCUGCUAUGAUACAGUCAGCUGUGAGUCCCAGGCACUCCCUAAUGGAAGGGAAGUGGCAGAACCAGCGUAUGAGACUGUCGAUGCUCACUGGAAACCGUCAAAGAGGAAAGGAAAGGCGAAACCAAACAGGCAGGCGGAGAAUCUGUAUGAAAGCAUUGAAAAUUUGACACUUGAGCUUCGGAAUCCAAAUUUGUCCUCCAGGUCUGAAACAUGACUCUUGAUGG